CCUUAAAAAACGAAGUAAAAAAGAAAAGAGAAACAAGUUUGAAGCAAACACAGCUGAAAAUCUAGUCACUGGAAGAAACCGGCAUGGUUGCAGGCGGCGUUAGAACGCGGAAAGCUAAGAAAUCGCAGAACGGAAACAAAUUGAAAUUGAACCACCAAAACCUUGCUGACUUAGUUUCCACAGUCACCCUCACUGCACAUUCCUUCCUCUCAGACAACGACCUCGUUCUUCUCCCUUCCCAGUCUCUCACUCUCCAAACCCUAAUCUCUUCAACUUCUCACUCUCUCUCCGCAAUCCUCUCUCUCUUCCCCAAACCCUCGCACCCCCUUUCGCUCUCUUUGCCGCAACGGGAUUGCUGGUUCCACCGUUUCCGUUCCGUUUCCGAUUCCCAAUGGCUUCACGCAUUCCGCAUGUCCAAGCCUUCCUUCUCCCACCUCCUCAAUAUCCUCUCUCCCUCCCUCUCUUCUUCCGUUCCCAAUAUUACCCCAGAUUGUGCCCUAGGCGCUGCCAUUUUCCGCUUGGCUCAUGGCGCCACCUACGGCUCUGUGGCGCGCUUCUUUGGGAUCUCCCCGGGGGAGGCUUGUCGAGCCUUCUUUUCGGUGUGCAAGGCGGUCACUGGUAGUUUGGGGCAUUUGUUCCAGCUUCGCACUGAUUCGGAGAGGGUUGUAGUGGGUUUUGGUUGGAGUUCGCUUCCCAAUUGUUUUGGGGUUCUGGGGUUAGCUAGUUUUGGGAUUGAUAGCGAUUCGUUGGGUAAAAAUGGGUCUUUGAUGGUUCAAGCAUUGGUGGACUCUGAAGGGAGGUUCUUGGAUGUGUCAGCAGGGUGGCCUAGUACGAUGAAACCUGAAACCGUUUUGCAUCAGAGUAAGCUCUAUGUUGGGGUUGAGGAAUCGAAGGAGUUGUUGCAAGGACCAUCUUAUAAGCUCAGUGAUGGUUGUUUGGUUCCUCAGUAUAUAUUGGGAGAUUCUUGUUUUCCCCUUUUGCCUUGGCUUUUGACACCCUAUAACAGGGUGAACGAGGAAGAUAGUUUUGGUUCAGCUGAAAGGGCUUUCAAUUGUGCACAUAGUAAUGCAAUGGGGUUCGUUGGAGAUGCAUUUGGGAGGCUUCGAACUAGGUGGCAGCUUCUAUCUGCUUCAAGGCGAUGGAAACAAGAGUGUGUUGAGUAUUUGCCGUUUGUGAUUGUUACUGGUUGUUUGUUGCAUAAUUUUCUUAUGAAGUGUAACGAGCCAAUUCCUGAUAAAGGAGCUAGUUCUGUGGUAAAGGAAGAGGGUCUUGCUGCUUUUGAUGGAAUGGUGAAUGAGAGUGCUAUGAGGAUAAGGGAUGCACUUGCUUUGCACUUGAGUAGGGUGAGCAUGAGAAGAUGAAUGAUAUGGAACCAGGUGCUUAUCUUUUUGUUUUUGUACAACUAAUGGAUUCUCUAGGCGUUUUGAUUGGUGAACAUGUUUGGGAAUUGCUGGCAAGUGUCACUUACAAGUUGGAAACCAUGUAUGACUAUGGGUUCGACUAAGUUGGAUUCAUUGGUUACUUACAUAGCAAUGAUAGGAUGUUGUCACUUGUCAUUCAUUGGAAACCAUCCUUGGAGCUACAAACCACGGCUUGUUAGGAGUAAGUUAUCAAAAUUUUCUUUUUGAAUGGCCGAGGUGUAACAGAGUUAAGCAAAGUGCAUGAAUAGAACGAAAUCUGUAAUCAACAUAAAAAUUUCAAUUAUAGGUUCUGGAAAUUCAUAUUUCU
This is a messenger RNA of Abrus precatorius (Indian licorice), 1728 nucleotides long. Its product is annotated as protein ALP1-like. NCBI's taxonomy places the organism in Eukaryota, Viridiplantae, Streptophyta, Magnoliopsida, Fabales, Fabaceae. The record is from RefSeq and is a predicted model, not a curated record. The transcript has a single exon. The coding region runs from base 84 to 1361 and encodes 425 amino acids.